Molecule: messenger RNA, 1234 nt
Organism: Alligator mississippiensis (American alligator)
Lineage: Eukaryota; Metazoa; Chordata; Crocodylia; Alligatoridae
Product: Golgi-associated RAB2 interactor protein 6
Exons: 5
Coding region: 173-1171 (332 amino acids)
Cellular component (GO): nucleus
Source: RefSeq, a predicted model, not a curated record
GGGCUAGGUGCGGGGGCUAGUGCUGUUAGGGAACCCAGGCGUCCCGCCUUCCAGGUCUCCCUGCUCCCACCCCCGGCCCUACUGCUCCUCCAGGGAGCCCAGGCGUCCUGCCUCCCCCUGCCCUCCCAGCAGGGCCGGGACCCGGUUGCCCAGGUGCCCGCAGGCCGGGACGAUGCUGGAGGAGCCGGCGCUGCCGCUUUUCACGGCCAAGGGGGAUCAGGCGCGGGGGCUGCUCAACACAGAGAUAGGGCCCCUGCAGCAGCAGCUCCGAGCCGGCGAGUACGAGGCCUUCCGCUACGCCCCGCUCUUCGAGAGCGACUUCAUCCAGAUCAGCCGCCGGGGGCAGGUGGUCGACGUGCACAACCGGGUGCGGAUGGUGACAGUUGGCGUGGCCUCCACUAGCCCCGCCCUUCUGGUGCCCAACGUGCUGCUGGUGGCCCGCCCUGUGCUGCCCUCUGACAGCCCCGCCCUCCAUGCCUGUGCCGGGCCUGCCCCUCGGACUCUGGAGCUGACCAGGCUGCUGCCCCUGCGCUUCGUGAAACUGUCGGUCCACGACGAGGGGACCCAGCAGUUGCGGCUGCGCCUGGCCAGCGGCCGCUCCUUCUACCUGCAGCUCUGUUCCCCCUCGGACGCUGCUGCCACCCGGCGCCUAUUUGCCCUCUGGGUCCAACUCAUCCACCUGCUGCGGCCCCCAGCUGAGUCUGGCCCUACAGAGCUGCCGCCCCUAGCCCCCGAACCCAGUCAGGAUGCUGUCGGGAGCCUGGCAUCAGUGCCCCCACACGAGGUGGACCCGGCAGCCGUGAGCAUCCGCAGUGUGCAAACCCCCAGUCCCCCGGCUUCGUCCAGCCGCAGCCCCUCGCCCACCCGGCGCCCAGGCAGCCCCACGGCCGGCUCCAAGCACGUGUGUGCGGACGGGGACCUAAGCAGCAAUGGCAACCCCAGCCCCCACUCAGUGCCCAACCCACUGCCCCGCGAGCAGAGCCAGGGCCAGGCCCGGGGACGCAGCCCCCCGGGGAGCAGGAGCGAGGCUGCCCGGCCCCGUCCCCGCGGCGCCGCCCGCAGUAAAUCGUCCCGGGGCCAUCGGCCGAGCCGGCUGCUGGCGCUGGUCAAGUCGCUGUCGCGGGGCAGUCUCGGAACCAAGGGCAAGAGCAAGGCCCCCCAGGCGCCCUGAGGAUUCCCCGCAACGAGCGGACGCCAGAAGGAGGGACUGCUUGAGUAAACGGAGCAGACGGGA